GAAGAGCAUUGAUGAUGAUGAUGAUAAAAUGACAACAUCUGCCUUUCUUUUCCUUAUGACAUCACCGGUAGUUGCUUUAAUGAAAAUAAUACAACAUUGUAACUCCAUAAUGCCAAACAACUUCUGUGUGCCUCACAAGCUUGUUGACUUUAACCAGGUCUUCUCUUUAACUCUACUUUUCCAUUUCUUGUAAGAAAUUAUCCAAGAAAACAAAAAUCUAAAUAUGGGUAGCAUUGGAGAAGAAGAGCUCUUUGAUCAAAUGGUUAGAGACUACUAUGAGUCAGAAUCAAACACACCCAAUAAUAUUCCUUCCAUCAUCAUUUCUUCUAGACAUCAAUCCAUUUUGCAGGGCAUUCUUUUGGAGGCUACUGAUUUUGAGAAACAGGUUCUGGAAAGAGUUUUGAUGUAUAUCAGAAACAUGGGAGAACCCAGUAGUCUGAAGAAAUGGGUGGUGAUGAGACUGCAAAUUGAUGGCUAUAAAGCUUCUCUUUGUAAAACUUCUUGGGUUUCCACUUCUGCUCGCUCUAAAGUAUUCCAAUACGUAGGAGAUUACGAGUACAUAGAGGUGAUGAUGAACAUUAAUAACAGUGGGAAGCCGACAAGAAUCAUAACAGACAUGGAGUUCAGGACUCAGUUUGAGGUGGCAAGGCCUACACAGACAUAUAAAGAGCUCAUCGCCACUCUUCCUUCAAUCUUUGUUGCAACUGAAGAGAGGCUUAACAAGAUAGUCUCUCUGAUAUGUUCAGCUGCAAAAGAAUCACUUAAAGAAAAGGGUCUCCAUAUUCCUCCUUGGAGAAAAGCUAAGUACAUGCAAUUGAAAUGGUUCUCCAAAAACUGCAAAAAGGUCUCUGUCUCCCCCAGCACUGAAAUGGGUUCGCAGGAAAAUGUUGAGAAAGGUACUGUUAUUACUAAUUCUACUGCUACUGCUAAAUGUUGUCCUUCCUUAUUUUAGCCGAAGGGCAGCUGCAAUUAGAGAAUAUAGAUAGAAAAACAGAUUAUAUGUUUGAUUCUGUGUAGUCCAAUACAAAUUUUGGUAUGAUAUAUUUAUGUAUGUGUUUGAAGUUUUUCCUUCUCUUGAUCA
Manihot esculenta (cassava) is the source of this 1081-nucleotide messenger RNA. RefSeq lists its product as uncharacterized. The record is from RefSeq and is a predicted model, not a curated record. NCBI's taxonomy places the organism in Eukaryota, Viridiplantae, Streptophyta, Magnoliopsida, Malpighiales, Euphorbiaceae. Bases 224 to 952 code for a protein of 242 amino acids. The transcript has 3 exons.